Molecule: messenger RNA, 1623 nt
Organism: Culex quinquefasciatus (southern house mosquito)
Lineage: Eukaryota; Metazoa; Arthropoda; Insecta; Diptera; Culicidae
Exons: 2
Coding region: 1-1623 (540 amino acids)
Source: RefSeq, a predicted model, not a curated record
AUGACCAGGAUCUGCAGCGGAUUUUGUGGAGGGACUGUGUGCACCUUCAAGCUCACCACGGUGACGUACGGAACGGCGUCGGCGCCCUACCUGGCCACGAAAUGCUUGCGCACGGUCGGAGAAGAGGUGGAAACCACACAUCCGCUGGCGGCGAAGACCAUCAAGCAUGACUUUUAUGUCGACGAUAUGCUCUCGGGAGCCGACUCGAUCGAGGAAGCGCAGAAGCUGGUUGGAGAUACCAGCGAGCGGCUGAUGGCGGCCGGGUUCUUGCUCAGGAAGUGGCGAAGCAGCGACAACGCCGUGCUGGAAGCCAUCCCCGAGGAGCUGCGAGACGAAGGAGGUGCGAAAGAGUUGGAUUCGUCGACUGCCGCCGUGAAGACGCUGGGUCUGUUGUGGGACUCGAGCAGCGAUGAGUUCAAGUUCAAAACGCCAACGUGGAAUGCCGCUACGGUGUUCACGAAGCAGACGGUGCUGUCAGACACAGCACGCAUUUUCGAUCCCGUUGGACUGGUCGGACCAGUUGUUGUGAUCGCCAAGAUCUUCCUCCAGAAGCUGUGGAAGAAAGGAAUCGAUUGUAAAGAGCCGUUGCCAGAAAAUCUUGUGCAGAUUUGGGAGGAGUUUCGACGAAACAUGAUGAGCUUCGACAACAUCACUGUGCCACGUUGGGUUGGUUUCAGCCUGCACACCUGGAGCAACGGCGGCGUGUCGGUCAACCUGCUGACGUCGAAGACUAAGGUGGCGCCGAUGACCGACUUGAAGCGACGAACCAAGGAGGAGACGAUCCCGCGACUGGAGUGCUCGUCAGGACUGCUGAUGUGCCACUUGCUGCAGAAGAUACGCCCACUGUUUCCGGUCGACAUCGAGAUCCAUCUGUGGACGGAUUCGAUGGUCGUAAUGAGCUGGCUGGCGUCCGCACCAUCUCGCUGGAAUCCAUUUGUGGCAAAUCGUGUGUCGGAGAUGCAGCACCUGAGCAAAGGUUGUGUCUGGCACCACGUACCAGGUGUGGAAAACCCGGCGGAUCUGCUCUCGCGAGGCAUGAUCCCAGCAUUGCUCGCGUACGCAUCGCUGUGGUGGAUUGGACCCACAUGGCUGUGCCUAAGUCCAGACAAGUGGCCACAGACGAGAAACCCCACGCAGGAGGAGUUGGAAACUGCACUGCUGGAGCAGAGAGCGUCGUACGCCUGCACUGUCCAGAUUCUUCAGCCGGAGCAGCUGUUCACGCGCUAUUCGUCGUUGUUUGCGCUGAUUCGAGUCACCGCGCUUUGCCGCAGAUUCGCUCACAACGCUCGACCUGCCAACCGUGAGUGCCGAAAGAGCGGGUACAUCACGCACCCCGAGCACGAAGCGGCACUGCUGGAGCUGGUGAAGCUGGCGCAGAAGGAAUGCUUCCCGCAUGAGCUCGCAGAUCUGGAAAAGAAGGGAGAAGUUAACGAGACUUCGAAGUUGAACGCGCUCAAUCCAAGGCUCGUGGAGGGCGUAAUACUGGUUGGCGGCCGGCUGCGAAACGCUGCAGUUUCCGCUGGGAGAAAGCAUCCGAUGAUUUUGGACAACCACCAUCCGCUAACUAAGCUGAUUCUACAGCACUACCACCACAAGUACUGGACUUCAGCUGCUGAUUUCUAG